AUGCUUUCCUCUCAAAGUGUCCACAACUCGGCUGCUGCCCUGUCCGUCCUGACAUCCUGUGGCGGGAUUAUCGGCUAUGCACGCACCGGCUCCAUUGCCUCCAUUGCCGCCGGCCUCUGUGUGGGCGCCAUUUACGCUUUCAGCUAUUUCCGUUUUCACAGUGAACAGCCCCAUGGCGAAGAAUUGAGUUUAAUUGCCUCUGUUAUGCUAGCGGGAAGUUCGAUUCCCAGAGCGCUGAAGACGAGGAAGCCUGUCCCUGUUAGCCUCAGUUUAAUGGCUACGUACGGCUUAAUUGUGUUCUGGUUAGCAUAUAAGGGUAAAAGGGCGUCUUAA
This is a messenger RNA of Histoplasma mississippiense, 333 nucleotides long. RefSeq lists its product as hypothetical. Bases 1 to 333 code for a protein of 110 amino acids. NCBI's taxonomy places the organism in Eukaryota, Fungi, Ascomycota, Eurotiomycetes, Onygenales, Ajellomycetaceae. The record is from RefSeq and is a predicted model, not a curated record. The transcript has 2 exons. Gene Ontology annotation, cellular component: membrane.